AUGGCCAAGUUCAUGUUCCUUCUCCUGAUACUGGGGGCUUUUUCUCUUGUGUUCUUCCAAGCUGAAGCAAGAAUAUGCAUGGCCUGCAACAUGUUUACGAAUGGCAGAUGUGUAGAAGGCAAGGGUGAAUGUAUCAUGGAGGAAGGCGGUGCGUGCACAACCAGGGAUAUCUAUCUUUCCAAUGUCAGAGGUGGGUUUCUCUACAACUACACUGUACUGGAGUGCUCUAAACCGUGUAAUCCUUCAAAGAAGAGUUAUUUUCAUAUGAAAAUUUCAAGCUUUUGUUGCCAAAGUCAAGAUUUCUGUAAUAGAUAUAAAGGAAUGCUAGUGAGCAAGUAUGCUAACUGAUGGCCAGUGCCUUUCCCUGCUUCAAUUUCCCUUGUUCACCUGCUGGAUCCCCGCACGUGCUCUGCUGAGGAUGGAGCCACUCAUGGAACUCCUAAGCAUCCUUCUUUCACUCUGUCCUGGAUACUGACUCCUUCUACCAUACAUCAGACAUCAAACAUUCUCCAUUCACCCUUGUUUCCUCUCUCUUCGUCGUCGUUCCCAUGUGAAAAUCACCACCAGUCUUGCUAGUCUUGCCUUUAGUCAUUGAGUU
Messenger RNA from Peromyscus eremicus (cactus mouse), 598 nucleotides. RefSeq names its product prostate and testis expressed protein 13-like. Lineage: Eukaryota; Metazoa; Chordata; Mammalia; Rodentia; Cricetidae. The coding region runs from base 1 to 348 and encodes 115 amino acids. The record is from RefSeq and is a predicted model, not a curated record. The transcript has 3 exons.